Molecule: messenger RNA, 722 nt
Organism: Acanthoscelides obtectus
Lineage: Eukaryota; Metazoa; Arthropoda; Insecta; Coleoptera; Chrysomelidae
Source: the annotation of a GenBank genome assembly
ACAAUGACCACGUCUCAAGAUAUAUAUAUAUAUAUAUAUAGCGAGAUAGCGAAGGUCUUACGGCUGCUACCGCUUCUCACACUUCAAUCGCCAUUCUCUUCUGUUCUCCCAACCUCCUUCAUUCAUUUCCCUUUUCCUCAUGGCUUCUUCUAUCCCUUUCGUCUUUUCCUUCUGUUGGUUAGGAUAUAUGAUACCAUCUUCCUUGACCAUCUUUCAUCAGCCAUCCUCAUGACAUGGGCAUACCAUGCUAGUUGUCUUCUUUCCACUCUAUCUACAAUGGUAUCUUGUACACACGUCCUUUCUCAGCUCAUAUCGUUUCGGAUAUGGUCCAACCUAGAUACUCUACACGACCGGUGUAGGAUGUCCAUUUCAACGGCUUUUAGCUGCUUUUCUAUUUCUGAUGUAAGCGCCAGCACUCAGCUCUAUAUGUAGUUAUUGGCUCCACGAUACUGUGAUAAAAUUGAACUUUCGUGUUAAUGCUAAUUCUGGAACACCAUAAAAUGGAAUUCAAUCUCUGAAUUGAGAUUUUACCCUGAACAAUCCUGCUUUGUAUAUCUUUUUUUGUUGAACCGUCAGAUGUUAUAUAGGUUCACAAAUAUUUGAACUCCUGGGCUUGUCUUAUAACUACAUUGUCCAUCUGAAGAUCAGCGGGCUUGUCUCCAAUAACAAGAUAUUCUGUUUUAGUAACAUUGAUGUUCAACCGCCAUUCACAGUAUUCUUGU